AUGGUUGACAAACUGUUCCAAGCCAGGCCUGAUGUGGCCCCUGCUCUCCUGCGCCAUGACUGCUUCAUCCAGGGAUGUGAUGCCUCUGUUUUAUUGGAUUCUACUGAAGAAUGCUUGCUGAGAAAGAUUCUCGAUGUAAUCGACACGAUCAAGUCAGAGCUUGAAAAAGCAUGUCCUGGGGUUGUUUGUUGUGCUGAUGUUCUUGUUCUGGCAGCAAGAGAUUGUGUUGCAUUGGCUGGUGGCCCGCAUACUGGAAGGAGAGACAGCACUCUUUCUUUCCGUGACCUUGCAACAUAUGCGCUUCCUUCUCCGGAAGAUGAUCUGCCGCAGACGCUUGCAUCCCUUGCAUCAAGGGGAUUUGAUGAAAGAGAAACUGUCAGCCUCUUCAGUAUUCAUCCUUCUUUCGCUUUUCUGUACCAGUUAUGACUAUUUCGUUGAUCAGUUUUACUGUUUUAUGUAUCUGCCUUAGUUGUAUUUGCUCAUUUCUUCGCUGUUAUCUAGUUCAGUUGUAGGAAUUGGCAUUUUUCUUGUCAUACCGUGGUUGUUUCUCUUCUUCCAUUUCAAAACUAAUAGCUGCCGCUUAAGAUAUCAAGACUUUGUUUCCUCUAUUUGGUUUGAGGUGCUCACAGCAUUGGAAUGAUCCACUGCCAAUUCUUCGAAAACCGUCUCUACAAUUUUAGUGGUACUCAUAAGCCUGACCCAUCGUUGGAUGUUGAAUUCCUUCACCUCAUGAGAUCAAGAUGCAACAACAGUCACUCGGUACCUGCUUCAGCACAAAAACCUCCUUUUUACGGAUUUGUGUCAUCAACGAGAGCACCAUCCCAACUCGACAUAAACUCGCAGCAACCCUUAUCCAAGGAGGCAGGAAUGGCAAUGAUGAAGCUCUCGGACCUCCAAGUCUUGACAACACCAAUGGGUCAGAUCCGGCUCAAUUGUUCAAAAGCGGUAUGAUAAGACAUGUUCCAAUUGUAAUAUACUUGAUUUGUUUUUCUUGUUUGCUCGUUGUUUGUGCUUCCAGACUAAGAAAUUGUUUUAAAUUGUGGCAAAAGUUCGUUUAAUUCAUGGAUCUGAUUAA
Messenger RNA from Pyrus x bretschneideri (Chinese white pear), 1075 nucleotides. Its product is annotated as putative Peroxidase 48. Gene Ontology annotation, biological process: response to oxidative stress. The transcript is spliced from 3 exons. Gene Ontology annotation, cellular component: plasmodesma; plant-type cell wall. Gene Ontology annotation, molecular function: peroxidase activity; heme binding. The coding region runs from base 1 to 426 and encodes 141 amino acids. NCBI's taxonomy places the organism in Eukaryota, Viridiplantae, Streptophyta, Magnoliopsida, Rosales, Rosaceae. The record is from RefSeq and is a predicted model, not a curated record.